AUGGAUAGAACAAUCAGUAGGUACCAACGUAACACUAAGUAUCAGAUAAGCAUACUGCAAAUAAAAAAAACUAUGUCAUUGGCCUCUGAUUUUUUAAAACCCCAAACUUCAGAAGAUUUGUGGUCAAAAUUGAAAAACUCUACAAAGCAAUUAGCCUCUAAGACUGAAAAAGAUGGUGACACAAUAACAACUACUAUUAUACAUGAGGCUUUAGUACAUUACUACAAAAAACAAGAGCCAUUCCAAGGAUUUCCGGGUUGGUUAGGGCAUAAAGAGGAUCUUCCAGAUGAACAAAAAAUUUUAAAAAAGCAAACAGAGCAAUUAGCAAAACAAUCAAAACCCUCAAAAUUAAAAAACUUUAAAGAGGCCACCUCAGAUUAUAUGGCUGCACACUCUUCUCCCUUAUCUACACAUCACCAUCAUCAACAUAUGAGUCAGGGUAGUCCUCACCAACGUUUGACCAGAAGUGAGAAUGGCCUAUCAAGAGGAAGAAAAACUGCAGGUAUGGGCUUCCGUUCUAUUUAUCAAUCACAGAAUGAUGAUGUUACAAAUUUGUUACCUCUAGAAACACCACCAACAACAACAAGACAAGGACAGAUGUCUCCAAACUCUUCUAACGUUAAUCCGUAUAUGAGUAUGGGCAAUGACACUCAGCAUUAUCACAAGAGUCCCAGUUGGAGUUCUUCUAAUAACACACAAAUUAAUUCCCCAGCAAAUUCCACGUCUGCUUCACCACAAAGCUCUUCUGAUAUAAUGAGCGCACGUUUAAAGAGAAGGACUGGCAGAAACCCACUUUGA
Arxiozyma heterogenica is the source of this 798-nucleotide messenger RNA. It is a transcript of the gene MSO1, whose product is annotated as Mso1p. Bases 1 to 798 code for a protein of 265 amino acids. The transcript has a single exon. The record is from RefSeq and is a predicted model, not a curated record. NCBI's taxonomy places the organism in Eukaryota, Fungi, Ascomycota, Saccharomycetes, Saccharomycetales, Saccharomycetaceae.